Molecule: messenger RNA, 846 nt
Organism: Paracoccidioides brasiliensis Pb18
Exons: 4
Coding region: 1-846 (281 amino acids)
Biological process (GO): amine metabolic process
Molecular function (GO): copper ion binding; primary methylamine oxidase activity; quinone binding
Source: RefSeq, a predicted model, not a curated record
AUGGUUCUUGAGCGUCUUAAGCAAUUGGCCUACCAGGUCGAUUCAACUUCCCCACCUCCGCAUCCUUUUGACCCCCUCUCCUCCUCUGAGAUAGACGCUGCAGUCGCCAUAAUUCGCGCUGGAUAUGAUGGCUCACUUAAAAUCAACACUGUGACGCUGCGGGAACCGCAAAGGGCGGAAGUGGUGGCUUGGCUGGCUGAUCCACAAAAUAACCCACGUUCGCAUCGCGCAGUUGAUAUUGUGGCCAUCUCGCCGGGUGGGAAGGUGUACGAUGGCAUUGUUGACUUGACAGACAAGAAAGUUCUGCAAUGGAAGCAUACAGAAGGCGUGCAACCAUUGAUUACAAUGGAAGAUUUGAAUGCGGUGGAGGCGCUGGCGAUGAAGGAUCCGAAGAUCAUCAGCAGUGUGGAAUUAUUGGAAUUCCGCCAGGGGAUAUGCAUAAGGUUUAUUGUGAUCCAUGGACGAUCGGAUACGAUGAGAGAUUUGACGACUGUCAGUAUGCAUAUCCGCCCAACUUACAACCCUGAGACCAAGGAGUUUAUCCACAUCGAAGUUCCCCGUGUGAAGAGAUCCAUCAGUAAAGCUCCCCUUAGCAAUUACAACGUUCGGUCCAUCGAAAUCGAGGGAGGUUAUCGUGGUGCUGUGAAGGCCCAUUCACAUUACCCAGUGAGGAAGUGUCUCCUUCAAAGCAUUGUGCUUAAUAACAUCACAUUCAAUGACAAGGAAACGGCAAGACCCAUUUUCUACCGCCUCUCCUUGGCGGAGAUGGUAGUCCCAUACGGCAACCCAGAACAUUCCCAUCAGAGAAAACAUGCCUUCGAUCUAGGCGAAUAUGGCGGCGGAUAA